This is a messenger RNA of Spea bombifrons (plains spadefoot toad), 879 nucleotides long. It is a transcript of the gene CD79B, whose product is annotated as CD79b molecule. Bases 1 to 660 code for a protein of 219 amino acids. NCBI's taxonomy places the organism in Eukaryota, Metazoa, Chordata, Amphibia, Anura, Pelobatidae. The transcript is spliced from 6 exons. Gene Ontology annotation, biological process: B cell differentiation; B cell receptor signaling pathway. The record is from RefSeq and is a predicted model, not a curated record. Gene Ontology annotation, cellular component: external side of plasma membrane; B cell receptor complex.
AUGAGGGCGUCCGGGGUCGUGCUUUGUGUGCUCUGCGGACUAUCCAUUCUAUCAGACCAUGGCGUUGCCACAAAAGACUGCAAAAUCCAAAGUGAAAAGUUGUUUCAGGAGCCUCGAUUCAUAGCGCAAAAGAAAGGCCGCACUGUGACGAUCUCGUGCCGUAGCUCGCACGCGGACUGCAUGACAUCAAACUGCAGCAUCACGUGGUACCGCGGGACCCCAAACGGCUCUUUCGUCAGCAGUGUUAAUGACCCCAACAUAAGAAUUAUAGAAAAUCAAAGAAAUUCAUUUAUGGAACUGAGAAAAAUACAUAAAGAGCACUCGGGGAUUUACUUCUGCAAGAUAAAUACGACAAAAGGUGAACAGAAGUCUUGUUGCGGGACUGAGCUCAUGGUGCUGGUGUCCGGGAAAGUUGAAAGCGCAAAGUCAAGAAAUAUCAUGAAGGACGCGAUUAUCAUGUUUCAGACGUUUUUUAUACUGCUCUUUACAGUCAUACCAGUGAUGCUGCUAAUGGAAAUGAAGAAGAAACGCAGUGUCAAGUUGGAAGACCAUACCUACGAGGGCCUGGACAUUUACCAGUCAGCCACAUACGAAGACAUUCAAAACGUACGAGUGUUAUCUACAAAAAGCAUGAUCGGGGAACAUCCAUUCGUGGAGUAAUAGUCAGAGCGCUGAUCACGCACUCUUUAAACAUACGACCUACAGAAGCCGUGGGCUUUUUUCCAUCAUGGAUCUUGUGCUACUCCACGCAACACCAACCCAUGGUUCCUGAACGAGAAACCAACAAUAUGAACCACAGAGGAACGUCCAACGGGACAUCGUCUUCUCGAUAUCGCCUCCAGAUUGUCUUUUCAUUUUUUUUAGUAAUGUUUAUUCUGC